UAAAAAAGAAAAACAAGAAAAACAACUAAAAAAGAAAUCUAUUCUUCUAUUCUUUAAAUUUUCUUAAUUAAACAACAUUUUUAAUUGUAAAAUCCUUUAAAAUGUCGGGGGAAACUGAUGAAAUUAAAUCAACCAAAUCAUCACCAAAGCAUAAAUCUAAGAAAUCAUCAAAAUUCGUUUUGAGAACUGUGAAAUUUCUGCGAAAUAAUUGCACUCAUGGGGAAGUUUAUUCCUAUAUUGAUGGUUUGCAUGACCAGUUGAAGAAACAACAGAAAAAGCUUAAAAAAUAUAAAGAAAAAAUUAAAAAAUUGACCAAAAAAUUAAGCAUUUUGAAAAUCGAAAAAAAGAAAGAUUCGCCUAAAGACGAAAGUGUAAAUGAUAUCCAAGCGACAGCGGUUGAAACAACCACUGAAAAAGAGGUUUCAGAACCAAAACCACCUUUAAGCUUAGUAGAUGAGAUUCGUGAAGCUGCAGAAGCUGCUCAAAAUGAUACCGGCUUUGUGUACGAACCAACAUCAGGCCUCUAUUACGAUCAACGAACGGGCUACUAUUACAAUGCGGAAUAUGGCCUCUAUUUCGAUGAUAGCACUGGAUGCUACUACAAGUACGAUCAAGAAAAUAACAAAUUUGAAUUCCAUUCACAAGUCGAAGUCCAACCAACCGAAGAAGCUAAUGAGGAGGUUUAUGACAAAUACGCUGAUGAUAAAAAUGAGGAUUAUAAUUUACAAAAGGAAUCAAAGAGAAAAGCAAAGAAGAGAAGACGUCUUGAGAGAGAGGAAAAAAAGAAGAAUUUGGAAGAAGAAACUACUAAAGACUGUACGGAACUCGAAGAUGGUGAAUUGAAUUCCAGUGCUAGUAGUAGUGAUGACUCGGUGGAAGAGCUUAAAGAAAACGGACAAUAUCAAGAUAUUGCACGAAAGUAUCCGCCAUCUCUGAGGAUAAUUGUCCAAGAAACCAAUUUGGAAAAACUUCAGGAAGGAACUCUAAGGCUUAUUACAUUCAAAGGAGGAACUCUUGGUAGAGAAGGUGAUCAUGAUGUUAUUAUUCCCGAUCUUAAUGUAUCGAAGUUUCAUCUGAAAUUCACUUACGAUGAGAAAAGGGAAGUUUACACCUGCGUUGAUCUCGGAUCGAGAAAUGGGACCAUUCUAAAUGGCAAACGUAUGUCAAGCUCCAAGCAGGAAAGCGAUCCAAUUGACUUGGUUCAUGGCAGUGUAGUACAACUGUCACAAACCAAACUUCUAUGUCAUGUCCAUCCAGGCAACAGCACUUGUGGUCAAUGUGAACCCGGUUUGCUGAUGGAUUCCAAAGAAGAAACUUCAAAAUCUGUAACAUUAUCGCAUAAACAGCAACUCAAGAAACUGCAACAGAAAUAUGGUCUAGAAAAUGAAAAAUUCGUAGAGAACCGAAAUUCAGCAGGUUAUAAUGAUCGAGCAGCAACAAGACGAAUAAAAGUUGGUAGUUCAAAUGACAAAGAAAAGACUGAAAUGGCUUCUGUUGACACUGAAAUUUCAAGUGAAAAUAAAGGCUUUAAGAUGCUUUCUAAACUUGGCUGGAGCAAAGGUAAUGCCUUAGGCAAAGCUGAAUCGGGUGGUCUUUUAGAACCGAUCUCUGUGAAUUCCAAUGAGGGACACAAAGGUUUGGGGUGCGAUGAUUAUGUUCCAAGUUUAAUUUCGACAAAAUUAAAUAAGAAGAAAAUGGAAACUUGGCAAAAGGCCCAAGAACGUUAUAAUAAAGUAUCGCAGAUCAAAGUGUUUAGUAGUAGUGAUGAUGAUGACUUACUAAGUUAAUUUAUUUAUUUAUUUAUUUUGUAGUCAAUAAUAAAUGAUAUUGAAUAAAUAACAAUAAAAAAAUGAA
Molecule: messenger RNA, 1854 nt
Organism: Eupeodes corollae
Lineage: Eukaryota; Metazoa; Arthropoda; Insecta; Diptera; Syrphidae
Product: angiogenic factor with G patch and FHA domains 1
Exons: 11
Coding region: 102-1787 (561 amino acids)
Molecular function (GO): nucleic acid binding; protein binding
Source: RefSeq, a predicted model, not a curated record